AUGAGGACAACCUCAACCACCAACACCAUGUGUGGCAGCUACUACGGAAACUACUAUGGAGGCCUGGGCUGUGGCUACAGAGGCCUGGGCUGUGGCUACAGAGGCCUGGGCUAUGGCUACGGUGGCCUGGGCUAUGGCUAUGGUGGCCUGGGCUAUGGCUAUGGUGGCCUGGGCUGUGGCUAUGGCUCCUGCUAUGGCUGUGGCUACCGCAGACUGGGCUGUGGCUACGGCUGUGGAUAUGGUUCUGGCUAUGGAUGUGGCUCUGGCUUUGGCUACUACUAUUGA
Molecule: messenger RNA, 285 nt
Organism: Talpa occidentalis (Iberian mole)
Lineage: Eukaryota; Metazoa; Chordata; Mammalia; Eulipotyphla; Talpidae
Product: keratin-associated protein 6-3-like
Exons: 2
Coding region: 1-285 (94 amino acids)
Biological process (GO): keratinization
Source: RefSeq, a predicted model, not a curated record